Messenger RNA from Aplosporella prunicola CBS 121167, 1380 nucleotides. RefSeq lists its product as uncharacterized. The transcript has a single exon. NCBI's taxonomy places the organism in Eukaryota, Fungi, Ascomycota, Dothideomycetes, Botryosphaeriales, Aplosporellaceae. The record is from RefSeq and is a predicted model, not a curated record. The coding region runs from base 370 to 1293 and encodes 307 amino acids.
GCGCCUGCUGCCCCGCGCGGUGGUCGCGGCGGUGGUCGUGGCGGCUUCAGAGGCGGCCGUGGUGCCGCGUCUGCUGCUGCUCCCAGCACGCCCCGUGGCGGCGGAGGAGGUGGCAGAGGCGAAGGCACCCCGCGCCCCGCGGAGCCGCCCUCCGGCCCCAUCGAUCCCGACUCGUUCACGCGUCCGGCGCCAGCGGUGCGCACACUCCGUGGCGGACGCCGCAAACUGUGGGAGCCGGCGUAGGUGAGCUGACCCGGGAAGCGCUCUACAGCCACAAAAUGGAGAGAGCGACUGGACACAUUUUCUCACUCGGCAACGACAAGACGGAGAGAGAAGAAGAGAUAACGAGAGCACACGGAUCGCAUCUGGAUGACGGUCGUUGAAUCGAACCGAAUCGACAGACCAAUCAACUCCCCAAAUCAUGAUGGAUUCGCGGCACCUCGCUCACAACUUUCCCCAUUCUCGGACGCAUUGUACGUGCAUCUCGAAGGUCUCGGCAAAGCAUGUUCUGCUCCACCUUUGCGGUCGAAUGGGGGAAGGGCAAAAAGGUCACCAGUCAGUCCUGAUUUUCUCCGUUGCGCGGCUCGAAUCGAUCAUCAGUCAGUCAGUCAGUCAAUGAAGCGGCGGCACGGCGAGCUUCCAUGCACAUGGAUGAAUGGGAGCACGCCUUGCCUCUGCGCUCACGGCCUCUCUGCACGGUGCUACUCCCAGUCAGUCAGUCAGUCAGCCAGUCAGUCCAUCAACAACAACGCCAUCGUCGUCAUCGUCAUCGUCGUCCUUUAUCGGUUUCGCGCAGCCCGACACACGGGCUCUGAAGCCUCAUCGACGCUGCUGCUGUCAAUGCUAGCUGCUGGCCGCCUUUCUGCACUCGUUGAAGUCGCGCCGUCGUCGUUGUCCUCUACUUACUACAUACACAGCACACACACAAACACACACUCAAAAAUGAUAUUUCGCAGAGCAAAGCACACAAACAAACAAGCGAGCGAGCAAGAUUGGGAAGGAUGGAUGAAGAAGAUGGGUGAGAUUGGUGCUCUGCCAUGCUUUACUGCUAGGCAUGGGUACGGGAUGGAGAGGGAGCUGGCUGGCUUGUUUGCACGCUGGUCCAUUGAUUGGUUGGUAAAUUGGUUGGGCUUUUGCGAUUUUGUGGGUGGGCUUGUUAUGUUAGGCUUUGCUGCUGCUGCUGCUGCUGCUGUUGUUGUUGUUGUUGUUGUCGCUGUCGCUAUGUUUGGACUAUCUUUUUCUGCUAAACUCUCCUUUGUCCGCGCGCUGUUUGAUUUGGUUUGCUAUUUUUGACUUUUUGUUUUGGGAAUGCUACUAGCUUAUUGAGAUUGUGACAUGGUUGGCUUGUCUGCCGUCUUUUUUCUCCCUGUCUCUCUAUCU